Colius striatus (speckled mousebird) is the source of this 1544-nucleotide messenger RNA. RefSeq names its product zinc finger protein 277 (gene ZNF277). The record is from RefSeq and is a predicted model, not a curated record. The transcript is spliced from 13 exons. Bases 19 to 1341 code for a protein of 440 amino acids. Lineage: Eukaryota; Metazoa; Chordata; Aves; Coliiformes; Coliidae.
GCGGCGCGGCGAGGCGGCAUGGCAGCGGCCGCAGUGGCCGGCGGAGCUGAGCGGCGGCCGGCGCGAGGAGGUACAGAGUGUAUUUUGGAGCCUCUAUCUCUGCCAGAAAGUCCAGGUGGUGUUGCUCCUGUAGAAAGUUCUCCCUGUGUGCCUUGCAUUUUCUGCAAAGAAUGCUGUCUCUUAGCAGAACAAAAUCAGCUCCUGAAGCACAUGAUUAUUGAACACAAGCUCGUCAUAGCAGAUGUGAAACUGGUUGCAGAUUUUAGAAGGUACAUCUUGUACUGGAAGAAGAGGUUUACAGAACAGCCCAUCACAGAUUUUUGUAGUGUGAUAAGAACAAAUUCGGAAGCUCCAUUAGAAGAACAGGAAAAUUAUUUCCUUCUAUGUGAUGUUUUACCAGAAGACAGACUACUUAGAGAACAGCUUCAGCAAAAGAGACUGAGAGAAAUUCUGGAACAGCAACAACGAGAGAGAUACGACACAAGUUUUCGUAGCAUGUGCAUGUUCUGCGAUCAAGAAUUCACAGGAAACAGAUCUGUCCUUCUCAAUCAUAUGGCAAGAGAGCAUGCUUUUAACAUUGGGCUGCCAGACAACAUUGUGAAUUGCUGUGAGUUUUUGGCUGUAUUGCAGGAGAAGCUUGACAAUUUGCAGUGUUUAUACUGUGAAAAAAUCUUCAGAGACAAAAACACACUUAAGGAUCACAUGAGAAAGAAGCAGCAUCGCAGAAUCAAUGCCAAAAACAAAGAAUAUGAUAAGUUUUAUAUCAUUAAUUACUUGGAAUUUGGAAAGUCCUGGGAGGAAGUGCAGUCAGAGGAUGACCGGGAAUUACUAGAUAACCUAGAAGAAGACUGGUCUGACUGGGAAGAGCAUCCUGUAUGUGCAGUUUGCCUGUUCUGUGAACAACAAGCAGACACCACAGAAAAACUGUAUCUUCACAUGCAGAAAUCACAUGGAUUUGACUUUCCCAAAAUAAAAUCAGAGCAUGGUCUGAACUUUUAUCAGCAAGUAAAGCUAGUGAACUUCAUCAGAAGAGAAAUCCAUUAUUGUCGUUGUUACAACUGCCAGGAGAAAUUUCAGUCUAAAGGAGAAUUGAUAAACCAUAUGGAAGAGACCAAGCACAUUACAUUCCUGCCAGCCAGGUCUACAUGGGAUCAACCACAGUAUUAUUUUCCUACCUAUGAAAAUGAUACACUCCUAUGUACGCUGUCAGACAGUGAAGAUCUGAUAACUGAGGAUCAAAGUGAAGGUAUCCCUGUUGUAAGUGAAGAUGUCUCCAAUCUAAGAGCUCUCAAACAGAGCAGUGUUUUAAACCAACUCUUGUGCGAAGAUAAGAAGAAGUAGGAGAAAUUUUGACUUUGAAUUACAGUUGCUAACUUUUGACAAAAAAAGAAAAACCACCACCACGUUCUUUCACUAAUACUGGAAUAUGAGUGGGCAAAUAUUACAUGAAUGGGAAUGCUAAAUAAAAUGUGUUCUGGAGAUGUUAGAACAAGAGUAUGCUGAAAAUGUACUGGGAAAGACUGAUCAGUCACUUAACUGUACCA